AUGUUAGCUUUAGUCGGGCUGAAAGCGGGCCUGUACUCGGGGAAAAGUCGGCCCGAUUUGUACCGCACGCCGCACGCAUUGCACAAAGUUUUCGGGCCCAAGGGCCCGGCCCGCCAUUGUGGGGUCUUCUGCACCUCGCAAUGCGUGCACCUCCGGCCAGAAACGCAAUCGGGCUCGGCCCUCCUUUUUUGCUUUUUGGCCCGCGACUUUUCUGGGCGUGAAAACUUUUCGGUGUUGAAGUUCGGGAGAACUAAAGCAGAUAAAUUGGACUGGUCGUGUGAGGAAGAUGAAAAGUCAACGGUGGUCAACGGAAGAGAAGAUAGGGCCCAAGGCCGGAGGCUCGGUUUUCUCGAGCGCGAGCUUCGGGCUUUGCCGUGGAUCGGUAAAGGGAAGCGUGGGGCCCGGUUUUGUUGGGCAGGUUGGGCCCGUUUGGUGGGAUUUGGACCCGGUUUGAAAUUUCUGGCCGGGCACAACAGAGAGAGCCCGGAUAAAAAAUGGAAAGUAAAUUACCGGCAAAGCAAGUCCAGACAGGCUGUCAAUUUCGUCGGCGCCGGUGAAAUUAGAAGACGAGUUAUUAGACAAUUCUUUUUCACGAAAUUGAUGAUCUUCCCUAGAAAGACUAAUAUAACCCUCCUGAAACUCUUUUUCGGGGAGGUCCAGGUUAAGGAGGUCCUCGACCGAGAAAUCAUCCGCUGCGACGCUGCUAAUCUUAGUCAGGCACCAAACGUCGUCGUUUUGGAACAUCUGAGGAUUUGUUUUCAACAGGAAGCUUGA
Striga asiatica is the source of this 774-nucleotide messenger RNA. Lineage: Eukaryota; Viridiplantae; Streptophyta; Magnoliopsida; Lamiales; Orobanchaceae. The record is from the annotation of a GenBank genome assembly.